CGCCCCUUCUCGCCCGCCGCCGCCGCAGUGGUCGGGCGCGUGUGCGCAGGGCCGCUCCCCCCUCCCCUCCGCCGCCCCGGCCCCGGCCGCGGCCCCCGCCCCCUCCCCGCUCUCGCCAGCCCCCGCCGCGGCCAUGGCCGACGAGCUGGACUUCACCACGGGCGACGCCGGCGCCUCCUUCACCUACCCCAUGCAGUGCUCGGCGCUGCGGAAGAACGGCUUCGUGGUGCUCAAGGGGCGCCCCUGCAAGAUCGUCGAGAUGUCCACCUCCAAGACGGGCAAGCACGGCCACGCCAAGGUCCACUUGGUUGGUAUCGAUAUCUUCACUGGUAAAAAAUAUGAAGAUAUUUGCCCAUCAACUCAUAACAUGGAUGUUCCAAAUAUUAAGAGGAAUGAUUAUCAACUGAUUGGUAUUCAGGAUGGGUAUCUCUCCCUGCUGACAGAAAGCGGUGAAGUUCGUGAGGAUCUAAAGUUGCCAGAAGGUGAUCUUGGCAAAGAAAUAGAAGGAAAAUUCAAUGCCGGUGAAGAUGUGCAGAUAUCUGUCAUAAGUGCAAUGAAUGAAGAAUGUGCUGUAGCCAUAAAGCCUUGCAAAUAAAGAGGAUCGCCAGGCUCGGGCAACUGCUCAGGUCUGGACAAAUCACAGAUCUUUAAAUUUGGUUCUGAUUGUCACCAAAGCUCUGGCCUUCACAAGCAACCUCAUUUCUUUUUUGAAUUGUUAAAAAGCAGUGCUGGAUUCUGGAUUAGUGUUGCAGGCUAACUGGCAGUUUUCAAAAUCACUGAGAUUUUAAUUCCUUAAUUGUAACUAUUUUAACAUUCCUGUGGGUUUCAGCUAUGGAUCUGAGAAACCAAUCAGGUGUUACUAGUGGAUAUAUUUUUAUUUGCUUGAGCAAAACAGUGUUUGUCUGUAUGAACAGACAAAAUACAGUAUUCAGGGGCUUUUAGAUAAGCUAGUAGGUAUCUAGGAUUAUAAAGUGACCUAGAGCACAAAUAGUAUUUUUCUUGACAUAUUUACAUAGAACUGACAAUAAAAGUAGCAUUUUUUUUUAAGCUUAAGUAUUUUGUGCAUUGGGACUCUUGCAGAACUGUAGGUGCCAAUCACAAGUUUUAGACCAGGAAACUCAAGUGAUCAAAAAUGCCAGCUGGCUUGACAAAGCCCCCGUGGCCAUGUGCAACUUAACUGUAUUACCUCUCUAAUUUCUUUGCCAAUUUGUUGGCUUAUUGUAAUGUUAAAAUGGUGUCAAAGCCUACCUUCAGUUUAGGCAGGCAAUUGGAAUAUUGGGUAGAUAUGCUAUAGGUAGGUUAAGGGGACACAAAGGUGAGAUGGAUGUUAAAGCUAUAGACUUUCACUCGAGGCCUUUGUCAGACUUGAAAAAUAAAAACAGAAAAAUGCAGUUCAAUUGCUUUCCUCUAUUGUAUUAACUUAAACUAUAAAAGGGUGACAAAAUCCAUGGGAAUCUGUUGCAGUGCUUCCAGCUUUAGGUUUUAAUCUUCAGGUUCAGAUCAUAUUUUUGUAGCACAAGGACCAGGUGUUUUUCAAAAAGUGGGACAAAUUGUAGCAUUGAGCCUAAAGUAAAUGCAUGUGAUACUUUUUGAAAAGUAAAACAAAACCAUAGUAUCUUCAAAAUGUAGACUUGACAGACAAUACUGAACAACCAUGGCUUAAUUACAGAAGUAAAUGCUCCAUAGUUUAGAAAACUAGCUCCUAUCCAUAGGAGUUCGAGUCAUUAAAACACACAUGCAUGCCUCUAACUUGUUAGCAGCAAACAAAGCUUUAAAGAACUAGUCGCAGAAGGAUAACUAGUCUAUUCCUGUUUAUGGUGUUCCACUGGAAUUCUAAUAGUGUCUCUUAAGGGAGGAACUUCUUAGCCCAUGGCUCAAACCUCUCUUCACAGUUCAUAAAUUGAAUUGUUGCAUAAACUUGCCUUAAGCUUCAGUAGCUAUUGUCUAAUUGAGGACAACUUGUAAAUGCUUGGCAUACUGCCCUGGACAGCAUGGACACUUCAUACUCUGUUGGCAGUGAGAGUCAGACUUCAUGCUACUGUUAACUACUUAAAAUGUUUUGAGCUUAAUAGUAUGUACUCUCUAAUUCCCAAAGGGCUCUUGGCAACUCUCCUGAUGUGCCCUUGUACCUACUGUGUUAGGGCUUAGCAAAUCUUGGAGGUCUAAUGUAGGUGGCAAAAAUGUGCAUUUUUCCAUAGCCUUCUCGUGACAGGGAGAGGAGCACAAUGAAGGUAAAGACAGCAAUAAAUACACUCGGGUAAUCAAGCACAGUUACCUGUGAAACCUGGCAGAAGUAGGAUACUGCUGCAUGCUCUUGCCUAGCACAGCAGGCAUUGUAGGUGAACUCUAUAAAACGCAUCUUGACUGAAAUGACAAAACUGCUUUUAAAAAGGCUGUAGAUGCACAAGAUUGGAAUGCAUUCAGAAUAGUCUUGGAGCGCAUGCCUAGUAGUUUAAGCUAAUCUGCACUAGCUCCUUUUGGCCUCUCCAUCAUACUGAUAUCUAAAGACAGGCUUUGUUUGGUUUGGAGAUGACUGAAACCAUUGAUGAUGGUGUUAAUGAUGUCCAAUGGGAAGUCUUAGGCUGCUAUAUCAAACUUAACGCAAGUUCUAGAUUCUAUCACUAUAUUGAAAAUACUUCUAAAAUGCUUGAAAAUGGUAAGACUUGGAUUUCGUCCGCUUUCAUGUGACCGUCCUCUAGAACAUGUGUUGGAGUCAGGUAUUUGAUGCCACUGGCCCACAGUCUAAGCAUUUACUUGGUCUAAGUUCUUUAGGACAAGGGCUGUUUUUUGUACAGUUUCUACAGUAGGGUCCUGGUCUGCCUGGUAUUUUCAGGUACUACAGCAAUCUAAAGAUACAGGUUUUAUGACCUCCAGCUUGUUGGAAGAGCCCUUCUUGGGAUUUAAAGAUGUUCUUCUAUUCCUACCUUCAGUUCUGCAAGAUUUAGAUGGUUCAGUACUUCAAUAUAGGUUUGUUCUGAUUAUAUACUUGUCUUUUGUGAAGCAUUUCAAAUGCUGUGGAAAUGCAGAGCACUGGCUCAUCAUGCAUGGAGUUUCCCAUAGGUAGUACAUAAACCUGUGGUUUAGCAUGAGUCUUAAGCAUAAUCUCCAAGUUUCAGUAAGAAGUUGCUUCUAAAUUAGAGCAAAUAUUUGAGCCAUUAUUUUUCAAAGAAAGAUGUUUCAGUUUACUGUCAGAAUCAUUUGCAACAAACUGUUGUUAUCAGUAGUCCGUAUAAGUGCAUAUUUUUAAGAUCCCUAUCAAACGUUUAGGGAAAUCCUACCCUCAGAGCUUUACAUUAAAACAAACCUUAUCCAUCUACUUGUUUUGUAGCACUAUCGUAACACUUUAAGCUGUGUCAAAACUGAAGACUACAAACUUCUAGUAGCUGAUGCAAUUGCUUAAUAUAAAGGCUGUGAAAACUAGGAGAUGAAGAAAAGUAUUUCCACUCCUAAUUUUGGGGGUUUUUUUGUUUUUUUGUUUUUUUUUUUUUAUGGCUCCAAUUCGGUGAGUUAUUCUUAUUACUUAACAGAAUUGGGAAGACUGCAGUGUUUCCUGCCUCAAAUGUUGGCAAAUAAUAUUUCAAGAUUUCAGUAGAUCCUUCUAAUUUUUGCUUAUAAUGGUGGUUUUUCAACUAGGCUCUUGCUAGUUGAGCCAUGUUCUCAGGGCUGUUUUUUUUCUUUUUUUUAAAAGAAGUUGGCUGAAUUUCAUUAUUUUAAUGUAACUGCUUUCAAUCCUCUUGCAGGUUUUUCUAAUCCAUAAUGUACCCAAAACGGUGCACAGUCUGUAGUUUCACAAUACAGGUUAUUUUACAUAAUCUAAAGAAGUCAAUUUGUUGACAGUUCAAACUUAUGGUUACUGCAGGUCAGUCUUACGGAAUUCAAAAGCCAAUAAACCUGACUUUUUUUGGUUGAGUAAUUAGAAUGUAGUUCGUUACAGUAGAAGUAAACUUCAGGAAAAAAAAAAAAAACUUGUUGAGGAUGUUUUGAGUAUCUCAACUACCCGCUGGGGGUUUUAAUGAAGGCAUAGCUCUUGGAGGCGUUGCGCGGGGUGCGUGGUGGCGCGUUUGGCACGGUGCACCAAGAGCGUCACGAGUCUCUUUAACAUCUGCAGUCUAGCCCUAAAGUAUUUGGCAUCUGAGAGGAACUCAGUUUGUGAACUUAACGCUUAGUUAAACUAAAUGUUUGCUGUAUAUUACUGUAUCACAGAUACCCCCUGUUCUCAGUCAUCUUUCGUUGUGUUGUAAACAUAACCAUUAUUCAGUGUAUCUUGGAAAAUGUUGGGGGAAGGAGGAGUGAUGCUGGUGAGUGACUUAACUGAUCAUAGCGAAAAACCCUGUAACUGUGAUCUGAAAGUCAGCAGUAGGCCUGCUGGUUGUUGACCGGAAGGUUUUGAAUGUUUAUGUAUUUUAAAGAUAUGUUUUUAACACCAUUAAAGACAAUAAUUUGAAAGGUAAACAUGUCUGUUUCACACUUAAAUAAUAAAAAUCUCAGUGUUGCAGAGAGUCAAGUGAUGUUUAAGGUUACAUGGAUUGCUGAAGAGAAUCUGUGACAUUUAUGUGAAGCUGAUGAAUGGUUUUAUAAGAUGUUUGUGAACUUUGGCUCUUUACUUACAAUAAGGAAAAAAAUAGUUAGACUUUAGGUCCGUUCUCUAAGUAUUUUCUUCCUUUGUUACUGUUAGCAAAUACCUGUGUACUUUCCAGAUGAAAAACACUUUAAAGCUAGAAAAGCUUGUCAUAGAAUUUGUAUGGGGGGGGGGGAAAUGCUUACAUUCCUGUCAAAAAGAAAUAAAAUUUAGGGAAAAAAAAAUAAAAAGGUGACUCAUUGAUGCGA
Dromaius novaehollandiae (emu) is the source of this 4827-nucleotide messenger RNA. It is a transcript of the gene EIF5A2, whose product is annotated as eukaryotic translation initiation factor 5A2. NCBI's taxonomy places the organism in Eukaryota, Metazoa, Chordata, Aves, Casuariiformes, Dromaiidae. Gene Ontology annotation, molecular function: ribosome binding; RNA binding; translation elongation factor activity. The record is from RefSeq and is a predicted model, not a curated record. Gene Ontology annotation, biological process: translational elongation; positive regulation of translational elongation; positive regulation of translational termination. The coding region runs from base 134 to 595 and encodes 153 amino acids. The transcript is spliced from 5 exons.